AUCCGGCUCCUUGGCUUCUUACUACCGGUACCGGCAAGCCCUCGCCCGCUCUAUUCUGCUCCAGACUCUCCUUGGUUACUUACGCCCGGUACCGGCAAGCCCUUGCCCGCUUCUAUUCUGCUCCAGACUCUGCUAUAAUAUCCUCUCGCAAUCUCAUAGAUCGGAGUGGUGGUUGAGGAAGAGAGAUUCUUCCAUGGAUGCCGCGGCUCAGUUUCUCCACUGCGACAUAAAUUGCCUUCGCCGACCGCUCGUCUCGGGCGUGCAUGGAGGACGCAUGAGAGUACGCCGCCGGGCCUUUCCGUCGCGUUUCCGAGUGCGGCGGUCAGACGUGGUUGCUGUGGCCACGGAGCCGAAGCCUGGGACUACCUUAGCUUCGUCUCCGGCCAAGUCGAGGGUGCCUCCCAAUGGAUCUAUCAAUGGAGCUACAAAUAGGAUUGGGAAUGUAUCGGAUGAGAUCAAGAGGGUCAGGGCUCAGAUGGAAGAGGACGAGCAGUUGGCAACGCUCAUGAGAGGCCUGCGGGGGCAGAACCUCUCCGAUUCGCAGUUUGCUGAUGAGAAUAUCCGACUACGCCUUGUUGAGGUAACAGCAGCAGAGAGUAGCGAAUCCUUACCUCUUGUGUAUGAUCCAGACAUUAUUUCUUUGUAUUGGAGCAAGCGCCCAAGAGCUGUUGCAACUCGUAUAGUACAAUUACUGUCUGUUGCUGGUGGUUUUCUAUCUAACUUAGCAUUGGAUCUGAUAAAGAAGAAGAUUAAGGAGAAUGAAGUUACAAGAGCUAUUGAACUAAGGGAGAUUGUGACAUCUCUCGGUCCAGCUUAUAUUAAACUUGGGCAAGCAUUGAGUAUUAGACCAGAUAUAUUAUCACCUGCAGCCAUGACUGAGCUACAAAAGCUUUGCGAUAAGGUCCCUUCAUUUCCGGAUGACGUAGCUAUGGCCCUUAUUGAAGAAGAGCUUGGUCAGCCUUGGCAUGAAAUCUACUCAGAGCUUACUGCUUCACCAAUCGCUGCGGCAUCCCUUGGGCAAGUUUACAAGGGUCGAUUGAAAGAAACUGGUGAGUUGGUGGCCGUUAAAGUACAAAGACCUUUUGUUUUAGAAACCGUAACGGUAGAUCUAUAUGUUAUCAGGAAACUUGGCUUGUUUCUCCGAAGAUUUCCACAGGUUUCCAUUGAUAUUGUUGGAUUGGUAGAUGAAUGGGCUUUUCGGUUUUUUGAGGAACUUGAUUAUGUGAAUGAGGGAGAAAAUGGCACUCGUUUUGCUGAAAUGAUGAAGAAAGACCUCCCUCAGGUUGUGGUACCCAGGACGUAUCACAAAUAUACAUCAAGAAAGGUACUCACCACUCAGUGGGUAGAUGGAGAAAAGUUAUCGCAAAGCACAGAAAGUGAUGUUGGGGCAUUAGUCAAUGUUGGAGUAAUAUGUUACCUAAAACAGCUGCUUGAUACUGGCUUCUUCCAUGCUGAUCCGCAUCCUGGUAACAUGAUUCGGACGCCUGAUGGAAAAUUAGCCAUUCUAGAUUUUGGUCUUGUUACAAGGUUGACUGAUGAUCAAAAAUAUGGAAUGAUUGAAGCAAUUGCACACCUGAUUCAUCGUGAUUACAAUGCCAUCGUGAAGGAUUUUGUCAAGCUUGGUUUCAUUCCCGAUGGUGUUAAUCUUGAACCGAUAUUGCCAGUGUUAGCCAAAGUUUUUGAUCAAGCACUUGAAGGAGGUGGCGCAAAGAACAUUAAUUUUCAAGAAUUGGCAUCAGAUUUGGCUCAGAUAACCUUUGACUAUCCGUUCAGAAUACCACCUUAUUUUGCAUUGAUUAUUAGAGCAAUAGGAGUACUGGAAGGCAUAGCAUUAGUGGGGAAUCCUGACUUCGCUAUUGUAGAUGAAGCAUAUCCUUAUAUUGCGCAGAGACUUCUAACUGAUGAAUCCCCGCGGUUGAGGAAUGCACUAAGAUAUACUAUAUAUGGAAAAUCUGGGGUUUUUGAUGCUGAAAGGUUUAUUGAUGUCAUGCAAGCAUUUGAGAAUUUCAUUACUGCCGCUAAAAGUGGUGGUGGUGAGGAUCUAAAUGGGAAUAUGGCUGGCCUCGGUAUUCUGCCAAGUCAAACAAAUUCUUUAGUUCCAGGCUUCCCAAUGAUAAUAUCACAGCAACAAAAGCCGAUUAAAACAAGGGCAGCCCUUGCCUUUCUCUUAUCUGAUAAAGGAAACUUUUUCCGAGAAUUUAUUCUGGAUGAGAUUGUUAAAGCAAUUGAUGCAGUUUCAAGAGAGCAGCUAGUACGAAUGAGUGCGGCCUUCGGAUUUGGAAGUAUAGCUCCAAUUUUUAGUAUGGUUCCUCUCAAGCCCACGUCUCUGCUACCUACAAUUACAGAGGAGGAUGAAGUUAUAUUGAACAACGUGGAGAAAGUGUUCAAGUUUCUAACUGCUGGAACCUCGACUAUGACAGCUAACCAGGAUGUAAACAUUGCAAAUAUCAUACAAGAACUCCUCCCAGUAUUGCCCGGCAUCUCCGCCAAAGUGUUGCCAGAGUUGUCUAGCAGGCUAACUUCGCGUGUUCUGGCUCGUUUGGUCCGAGACACAUUUUUGUAGAAUAAUGCGAGGAUUUCUUCUACACAGAAGCCUUUAUCAACAGGUCUUUUUUGUACAUCUUUAUUUCUUAUACCAUUAGCUUCAUGAUGUAUAAAUUAAUAAAUAUAUGAGAAAAAGCUCCCCCUGCAGCUAAUCCAGCGUUGAAAAUGACCUGGUGUUGGCUAAAAUCUUCAUAGGGGCAUAUGAUUUUUACUUGAUAUAUGUACCGUUAUGUCUUCAUCUGUACAAACUCAUUGCCAAGUUUGGUAGUGAGCUUUCAACUUUCAAUAUAGUGUUUGUCAAUAUAGAAAAGUUACUGUGCGCAAAACUUAUGUACAA
This is a messenger RNA of Dendrobium catenatum, 2881 nucleotides long. RefSeq lists its product as uncharacterized. Gene Ontology annotation, cellular component: chloroplast. Gene Ontology annotation, biological process: protein phosphorylation. Gene Ontology annotation, molecular function: protein kinase activity; ATP binding. Lineage: Eukaryota; Viridiplantae; Streptophyta; Magnoliopsida; Asparagales; Orchidaceae. Bases 194 to 2563 code for a protein of 789 amino acids. The record is from RefSeq and is a predicted model, not a curated record. The transcript is spliced from 13 exons.